Molecule: messenger RNA, 870 nt
Organism: Mercurialis annua (annual mercury)
Lineage: Eukaryota; Viridiplantae; Streptophyta; Magnoliopsida; Malpighiales; Euphorbiaceae
Product: small nuclear ribonucleoprotein SmD1a
Exons: 4
Coding region: 176-559 (127 amino acids)
Biological process (GO): spliceosomal snRNP assembly; RNA processing
Cellular component (GO): U4 snRNP; U2 snRNP; catalytic step 2 spliceosome
Molecular function (GO): RNA binding
Source: RefSeq, a predicted model, not a curated record
CUAGAGGUGAUACUGGACACCGGGUCAUCAUCAUAACGAACCCUAACCCGUGAGUGUAUAGACUUGAAUCAAAACAGUCUUUUCUCUUCUCUCCCGCUUUCCCCUUUCAAUUGGCUCUUUUCAUUCUCCUCUGCGUUUCCUUCAAUCCCUAGAUUUCGUCUAAUCUCACUCCACAAUGAAACUCGUCAGGUUUUUGAUGAAGCUAAACAACGAGACUGUUUCAAUUGAGCUCAAGAACGGAACUAUUGUUCAUGGAACCAUCACAGGUGUUGACAUUAGUAUGAAUACUCAUCUUAAGACAGUGAAACUAACACUGAGGGGGAAAAACCCAGUUACUUUGGAUCAUCUCAGUGUGAGGGGUAACAAUAUCCGAUACUAUAUUCUUCCUGACAGCUUAAAUCUUGAGACGUUGCUGGUUGAAGAGACACCUAGGGUCAAACCUAAGAAGCCAACUGCAGGAAAGCCUAUGGGACGUGGCCGGGGACGAGGACGCGGUCGUGGACGUGGAGGUGGUGGCGGAGGAGGAGGCGGAGGCGGAGGUGGAGGAAGAGGCCGCUAGAUGGGCUGAACCCACUCUAAAUGUUUUUGCUUCAUCUGGUUAUUAUGUAAACACCUAUGUUGUAAGGAGAAUUUGUUGGUAAAUUUGGGAAACUGAAGAGAAUGCUAUUUGCUAUUUUCCUCUUUCUUUGUCUCAGAGGCUGACUUGGGGAUUUAGAGCUUUUUAAUCCUUGGAUUACACUCUCAUCGUGCUAGCAGAAAAUUAGGAAUCAAUGAGUUUACUUAGUUUGUCAGUAUUCUUGUCCUCAAUUACGCUGUAAUGGUGUUUAUUAUGUGUUUCAGAUGGUUAGAAAUACAGUCUCAAUGCUUUAA